Uncinocarpus reesii 1704 is the source of this 1179-nucleotide messenger RNA. RefSeq lists its product as uncharacterized. The transcript has 3 exons. Bases 1 to 1179 code for a protein of 392 amino acids. Lineage: Eukaryota; Fungi; Ascomycota; Eurotiomycetes; Onygenales; Onygenaceae. Gene Ontology annotation, cellular component: endomembrane system. The record is from RefSeq and is a predicted model, not a curated record.
AUGAGGCAGACUGCCUUAUUUCGAGUCCUUGUCCUGCUCGCCGGUUUCGUUGUCUUUGCUGCGGCGUGGACAAAAGAAGACCAUGAAAUAUUUCGUCUUCGCGAGGAGAUUAUCGCAACUGAAGGCGCCAAUGUGACUUUCUACGAUUUCUUGGGCGUGAAGCCAAAUGUCAACCAGGUCGAUUUGAACAAGGCCUUCCGCAAAAAGUCCAAGCAGAUCCACCCCGACAAGGCGAAGCGUUCCUUUGUCGCCUCCCGCGCCAAACCACCUCGAACUGCCUCUGGCAAGAAAAAACCCGGCGUCCAUGUUGCCAAGCCCCCGUCCGAGCGGGAAAUCCAGCACGUCGUCAAACAGGCCACCGAACGGUAUGCCCGCCUGGGGAUAGUCCAUGAUAUUCUCAAAGGCCCAGGCAGAGAUCGAUAUGACCACUUUCUGAGCAAUGGCUUCCCGAAAUGGAAGGGAACGGGAUACUAUUAUUCGCGAUUCCGUCCCGGGCUGGGCUCUGUUUUGAUCGGCCUCUUCCUUGCUUUUGGCGGCGCCGGCCAUUACUUUGCCCUCGUUCUCGGCUGGAAAAGACAGGUGGAGUUUGUGGACCGAUAUAUCCGCCAUGCCCGCCGGGCCGCUUGGGGUGACGAGCUGGGGAUAAAGGGCAUAGGGAAUUUGAAUAGCUACGAAGAUAGGGUCGCAGAUGCCGCCCCCGCUGACAGUGGAGAGGAGCCCGCCGUGCUGAACCGCCGGCAGAAGAGGAUGAUGGAGAAGGAGAAUCGCAAGGACAGUAAAAAGGCGAAGCGGGAGGGCUCUUCCGGUACCGCCACGCCAACCGGCGUUGUUACUUCGGUGGGUGAUCGGAAGCGAGUCGUCGCUGAAAACGGCAAGGUGCUCAUCGUUGACGCCACCGGAAAUGUGUUUCUCGAGGAAGAAGCCGAAGACGGAACGAAGGAGGAGUUCCUCCUUGACGUCAAUGAAAUUCACCGGCCCACGAUUCGCGACACAAUGGCAUAUAGGCUUCCGAGCCUGCUGUACCACAAGCUUCUAGGACGAUUCACGGGCGCGAAUUCGUCCGAGGCACCCGAGACCGCCGACGAAGUCGCUCUCUCUCCCGAACCAGAGACCGAAAUCGCCCAUAUCCCGGAAAUAUCCUCGAAAAGGGCAGGAAAGAAGAGAGGGAAGAAGGCUUGA